Messenger RNA from Cutaneotrichosporon cavernicola, 2052 nucleotides. RefSeq lists its product as uncharacterized. The coding region runs from base 1 to 2052 and encodes 683 amino acids. The transcript has 3 exons. NCBI's taxonomy places the organism in Eukaryota, Fungi, Basidiomycota, Tremellomycetes, Trichosporonales, Trichosporonaceae. The record is from RefSeq and is a predicted model, not a curated record.
AUGCGCGCUGCCGUAUUCCUUCUCUUCAUCGCGUUGGCCCACGCUGAGCGGAUAGCGCUGCACGGCGACCGCCAUGACCAUGGUGCUGAGCUCCCCUCCCCUGUCGCCUCUGAUGAGGAAGUGCCUCAGACGGUCUCACUCGCCCUGGCAUCGUCCUCCUACCUUGCCUCUCCAUCCGCAGCCUUACCAGGCCACGAUCACGGCCACGGCCAACCUCCGGGACACAACCACAACUCACACGCGCCAGUCAGGGAGGUCCUUGACGACAUAGGCCUGCACGAGUGGCACGACUUCCCCCCGACGUACAUGGACGCCGACUUCAGGCUCACGAAAGACUCGGUCAUCUUCGGCGAGGUGUUCCCAGAGGGCUGGGACCCAGAAUCCGUCGCGAGCCACCCCCAGCUCAUGCUCGCACACGUCGUGUGUAUGGCUGCGUCGUACUUUGUCCUCCUGCCGAUCGCCCUCGCCCUCCGCGCUGCAGGGCACCCAUUACACCACUUCCUGAGUGGCGCGUCCUUGGGCGUCGCGAUUCUUGGGUGGUGUGCCGGCGCAGCGUAUAAAGCUGCCAUGCCUGAUCUCUACGCGGGUGCCAAGCACGGCGGUAUCGGCAACAUCCUGCUUCUCACGCAGAUCACAAUGGCUAUUGUCGACUCUCUAACGCUUAUCAAGCGCAGUAUGGGUGUGUACCGCUCGGGCAUCCGCGACUGGAAGCAGUUCUUCCAUGCCCUGCUCCGUUACGGUGGCGAUGACAGGUUCGCCGUCGCGAACCGGUACGAGAUGAUCUGGAUACCCGACGAGCAUGACGACGGUGAGGUCAACGACCGCCAGCGCGUGAUCUUUACGAUCGGUGGCGAUGACCUGUCGCGUGUUGCCUCGCCGGAGCCCAUUACACCGUUGCGCCAAAGCACGGGCUCUGAUGGCACCCUGCACGACUCACCAACGACAUCGCGUAACUCCCACCACAUGUUCGAGAUGGGUGCAGAGCGGCUGCACAAGAUGGGUGGGACGCGUUCACACGGCGCUUUCGAUCAGGAGAACACUCCAGCGUGGACGGUCGCGCCAGACAGCGCGCCGCAGCAAGCGUCACGAUGUGUCUCGGGAGCCCGCGCCCUCCAGAUCGUCCUGACCUGGGUACGCCGCACGCAGGUGAUCCUCGCGUACGUCGCAGUGUGCACAGGUAUCCCGGUGUACGUCGGCAUGUGUCGGGCAGGCUUCAUCAACACAUGCGCGGCGCACAUCGUCAAGGGCUCCAUCUUCUUCGGUUAUGGUGUGCUCACGUUCGCCCGGUAUCUCGGGGCGUACGCGGACCUCGGGUGGGCGUGGAACCGCAAGCCGGUGGGCUCACGCGCCGUGUCUGCGGAGAUGGUCGAAUGUGCCGUCAUCUUCACGUACGGCGCAACCAACACGUGGAUGGAGCGAUUCGGGUCCAAAGCUGGCGAUCCGUACACCGUCAAGCAAGUUCAGCACAUUAGCAUUGCGGUCAUGUUUGCGUUUGGCGGCCUGGCCGGCUGCCUCCUAGAGAGCGUGCGUGUGCGCAAGCUUCUCGGCUCGGUUAUCAGUACCAACGCCACUGGGCCUGUUCGCGAGCCACCAACCUAUGGGUUCAGUUUCAACCCGUUCCCGGCGCUCGUGAUUGCUAUCACGGGCCUUGCGAUGGCGAUGCAUCACCAGGAUUACGUGUUCCAGGUGCAGAUCCAUUCGCUGUGGGGCGUCUUACUCGCCGGCGGCUCCCUGUUCCGCUUCCUCACGUACUGCUACCUCUGGUUGCGACCACCGACCGAUUCCAUGCUCCCCUCGCGUCCGCCUACCGAGGUGCUUACAAGCUUCGGAUGGGCUGCUGGCGGUAUCGUCUUCAUGCUGAGCGAUGAGGAGGUCGCGUUUGCGGCGAUGCGCUCGGGCUUUGACGACAUGAUGGCUUUCCUCAACUUUACAGUCGCACUCACGUGUCUCGUGUUCUGCUGGAUUGUCGUCGUCAUGGCCGUCAAGGGUUUUGCACUCGUUCGGGUCAAGAGCGGCAUCCAGCUGGCUAUGGGCGACGAGGAGAGCGUCUAA